This is a messenger RNA of Ochotona princeps (American pika), 999 nucleotides long. Its product is annotated as olfactory receptor 2A1/2A42-like. Gene Ontology annotation, biological process: G protein-coupled receptor signaling pathway. Lineage: Eukaryota; Metazoa; Chordata; Mammalia; Lagomorpha; Ochotonidae. The record is from RefSeq and is a predicted model, not a curated record. Gene Ontology annotation, molecular function: G protein-coupled receptor activity; olfactory receptor activity. Gene Ontology annotation, cellular component: membrane.
AUGAAGGAAAAUCAAACAACAGUCACAGAAUUCAUCCUAUUGGGAUUUCGCUUUGGUCCAAGGAUUCUCUUGAUCCUCUUUGGACUUUUCUCUCUCUUCUUCAUUCUGGGGCUCAUCUCACUGGACCCCAGACUGCACAGCCCCAUGUAUUUCUUCCUCUCACAUUUGGCCGUGGUUGACAUCGCCUAUGCCUGCCAACACAGUGCCCAGAUGCUGGUGAACCUCCUGAAGCCAGAGCCCAUUUCCUUUGCUGGCUGCGUAACACGGACUUUCCUCUUUUUGACACUUGCUCACACAGAGUGUCUCCUGCUAGUGGUGAUGUCCUAUGACCGGUAUGUGGCCAUCUGCCACCAACUGCGGUAUUCUGCCAUCAUGACUCAGAGACUCCGCAUCCCCUUGACCGUCACCUGUGGCUCACUCCUAGCCCUGGUCCAUGGGAGCCUCAUUCUGAGGUUGCCCUUCUGCGGGCCUCAUGAAAUCAACCACUUCUUCUGUGAAAUCCUAUCUGUCCUCAAGCUGGCCUGUGCUGACACAAGACUCAACCAAGCGGUCAUCUUUGCAGCGUCUGUGUUCAUCUUCGUGGGGCCCCUGUGCCUGGUGCUGGUCUCCUACACAUGUGCUCUGCUUGCCAUCCUGAGGAUGCAGUCCAGAGAGGGCCGCAGAAGGGCCUUUUCUGCCUGCUCCUCCCACCUCUGUGUCUUGGGGCUCUUCUUCGGCAGUGCCAUUGUCAUGUACGUGGCCCCCAAGUCCCGCCACCCUGAGGAGCAGCAAAAGAUCCGCUUCCUAUUUUAGUUUUUCAACCCAAUGCUGAACCCCUUCAUCUACAGCUUGAAGUGCUACACAGAACAAGUAAUGCCCAAGGGAUUUGAAUUUGUGAGAAAGAGUCUCCCAGAGUUUCGUCUCCGACUUACUGCCUACGUCCAGAGAAGGCCUCUAUUCUCUUGUUCAUGCCUUAAAGACAUAAUAAGCCUGCCUCCUUUCUUUGCAAGAGAAAGUUAA